This is a messenger RNA of Anopheles coluzzii, 985 nucleotides long. RefSeq lists its product as uncharacterized. Gene Ontology annotation, molecular function: N-acetyltransferase activity. The coding region runs from base 166 to 894 and encodes 242 amino acids. The record is from RefSeq and is a predicted model, not a curated record. The transcript has 3 exons. NCBI's taxonomy places the organism in Eukaryota, Metazoa, Arthropoda, Insecta, Diptera, Culicidae.
UAUCUUACGCUCGCGACCGGCGUUGGGGGUCGUUGUUAUCGCCUACAUUGCGUUGUCAAUCGUUGGAAAGAGCUGAAGCUAACCACCGCUAGCCACCAAAGCUGCAGCAGUGUUCGAGGAACUGUGUAACCUUAAGCUGUGAUUCUGACUUCUCUCAAACGCAUCAUGCCCUGGGAACGACCGGCCAACGUACCUUUUCCGAAUGUUUGGUGGACGUUCGAAGCUCCCGAUCCGGACCGUGAGGAUGGUGCGCUGGUGACGUACCGUGUAGAGGACUUAACGGAAGAUCGAUUCGAUGAUGCUAUCAAACUGUACACCGAACAUUUCCUUGACGACGAGCCACUUUGUUCGUAUGGCCGGGUUCGACACAUUCCCGCAUCCUAUGAAGAAAUGCUCGCAUUCUGGCAUUACCUGCUCAGUGAGAAGUUUACCAUAGUAUGCUACAAGGAAGGAUCCAAAGAGAUGGUAGGAGCCAACCUGCUUUCGGUGAAGAUGGCCAGCGAUAAACACGACCUAACGGAUUUGAUAAAAACGGAAAGCAUGCAAAAAUUGGUUGCCGUCAACGAGUACAUGACCGAUACGGUGAACCUAUUCGAACGGUACGGUGUGGAUAAGUACUUGACGGCGUACGGAUUGAGCGUGAACAGUCGCUACCGUGGGCGCGGAAUCGCCACCGAAAUACUGAAAGCACGUCGACCGAUUUGCCGGGCAUUUGGCUUGCGACUUACGAGCACCAAUUUCACCGCCAUUGGUUCACAAAUACCGGCCGCAAAGGUUGGCUUUAAAACGGAUCUAGAAAUGCAAUACGAUGAAUUUGUAAAAGUCAACCCGACUUACACCUUCGAUGGAAUCAAGAGCAAAAGUCUAAAGCUGAUGAGCCUACCGAUUGAAUGAGUUACUUGGCGGAAAAUGUGAGUGUGUGAUGUAAGGCGCAGUUGCUUUUAAAUGUAGUGAUGUUAAAUAAAUAUGAAAUUGUUAAUGUUUA